AUGGAGCUGCAGGAGCGGCUGCCGCCAUGCCACGCUGCGAGCUCGUCGCACACACUCGCGACGCUCUUCUCCGUGAUAACAUACGUGGUGCUUCCUGCGGGCGUCGUGACGCUCGUGGAGGUGGGGGACGCCUACCUACUGCUCUUCAUUGGACAGCUACUUCUGGCUGUCGGUGCCGUCGAGUGGAGUUGGUUGGCCUUCCGCAUCCGCCAGCGGCUUCUUCUAGCCGUGAAUCUACACGAGGAUGCACCAGUAACGACAGAAGCGAUUGAUAACACGGGAGAACAGACACAUCAAAUACUACUUAUACAGGCACAACAGACAGAGGACGAGGAGGCCAGGCGAUUGCGCGCUCUGGAGGACCAGCCGCUUAGGAGACAGGAUCCCAGGGAGAACUACGCGCGUUUAUUAAACGAGGCCAUGCGCGCGAAGAGCUUUGCCAUCGCACCACUGGCGGACAGGAUAUGCAGCGGGCGUUGGUACCUCGCCGCGUUUUUAUUGGCGACAAUUGGUGCCGCCGUGAGCGUCGCGCUGGGGUACGCCGUGGAAAGCACAGUAUUUGACAGCAAGAACCCCGCUUCGGGCUGGAGAAUGAUGGUCGGUGCGUCUGUGGAAGCCGCGUUUGUGUCUAUUUUCUGCAGCUCAUUAGCGCCUUCAGGGGCGGACGCCGUCGUGCUCCUAGUGUACCAGGCGUGCGUUCUUGUGGCCAGUAUGAACGCGUACUUGAAGUUGCAGGUAGAUGUCAUCGCCUCUGACGCACAGGUGGACCCUCUGUUCAUUAUUUUAGCUGGCGCUAUCGUCAUCAUCGUGUUCCGUGUCGUGACGAGCAAAGUCGUGAUGCAGAGUCUGCUGCUCGUGCUGUGUGACGUGCUCGGUCUUGUGUGUAUUGUGUCGCCGCUCAUCGCGUUCGCGGACCUGAUAGACCAGACAAUGAACCAAUCGUUCAGGAAUCAACUCGCGCUUUUCGUGCUCGUGGUGCUAGCUGCAGACGUGGGGGAUUGUCUCGCCAAGGAGUUGCAGCUGCACCGGCCACAGGUUUUCAAAUGGUGUCGUCAUCCGGUGCUCAAGUCUGAAGCUACCACGAAAGAUGUGGAAGCACCGAUUAUUUCGUUGAUGUGUGGUGCUAUCAUCAUUGUGGCUGUCCGUUUGGGCUCUGGUGGCUCGGAUUUCAACACUGUGGAAGUCAUUGUGUUGUUCUGUGCCAUCGCAUUGGGACAGUGGUGUCGUCUGUGGAUGGCACAUGUUCGACGAAUGGCAAAAGUAUCGACCUCUGCGUUCUAUUUUCCCGAGGGAAGCCGAACGUGCGGCGUGCUUGAUCGCAUGGCAGUGUUUCUUGUGGCUAUCAUUGUUUACUACCCGUACAUCAAGCAAAAGUACUUCUCAUAA
Messenger RNA from Phytophthora infestans T30-4, 1386 nucleotides. RefSeq lists its product as uncharacterized. Lineage: Eukaryota; Oomycota; Peronosporomycetes; Peronosporales; Peronosporaceae. Bases 1 to 1386 code for a protein of 461 amino acids. The record is from RefSeq and is a predicted model, not a curated record. Gene Ontology annotation, molecular function: phosphatidate cytidylyltransferase activity. Gene Ontology annotation, biological process: CDP-diacylglycerol biosynthetic process. Gene Ontology annotation, cellular component: plasma membrane. The transcript has a single exon.